Helobdella robusta is the source of this 396-nucleotide messenger RNA. RefSeq lists its product as hypothetical. The transcript has 2 exons. Lineage: Eukaryota; Metazoa; Annelida; Clitellata; Rhynchobdellida; Glossiphoniidae. The record is from RefSeq and is a predicted model, not a curated record. Bases 1 to 396 code for a protein of 131 amino acids.
AUGGCCGGAUCGACUCCGAACGAUAUUAGCCAGAUUAUGCCAGUGCCCCCGUACCACGCUCCGACGUCUGAGCAGUCUUUUCAGAAGAAUGCAUCUUCCUCGAAUAAUCGUGUUGGCUCAAAUGAUAACGACUUUAAAUGUCAAAUGAUGGAUGAAGAUUCAAAAGAAAAUGAAGAAGAAGAUGAAAUUAUCACGUGGGAGGAUGAUGACGAAAUUGAUAAAAACGCUUCCAAAUUUGUUAAACGCUUUCAAGAAAGAGUUCAUGAAAUUUGGAUGAAAUUUAGGAGAGCUGUUCUUCUCUGUUUCUACAUAUUUUCUUAUUUCGGUUUUUUAAGUUUCUUCAUAUGCGCCAUGCACCACCAGUCACGUGAUGAAGGUUUGUCAGCUUCCUACUGA